Molecule: messenger RNA, 168 nt
Organism: Plasmopara halstedii
Lineage: Eukaryota; Oomycota; Peronosporomycetes; Peronosporales; Peronosporaceae
Exons: 2
Coding region: 1-168 (55 amino acids)
Source: RefSeq, a predicted model, not a curated record
AUGAUAGUAUCGCUCCAGUGUGGCGUGCUUCUGCUUUGCAACCAUAGUCACGGUGUGAUAAAAUCGGCAGGUGUUACUGGAUCGAUUGAUGCCAUUCGCAACUUUGUGAUCUUUGUUCGCCGGUCUAUCAAGCAGAGGCAGCAGCUGAACGCAAUUGCGCGGCAUUAA